CAAACUUCCGUUCGAGUCAGUCGGUCAAAAACCAUGAAAGCUGUUAGUCCAGUGUAAAGUUAGGCGCAACUUAUUUGCAGUCUUGGUAAAUUGCAUCAUUUAAUGACUUUUUAGACAGUGCUUAUAUAUUUGUUUUGACGCAACCAGAGAAAAAUGAGGGGUAAUCGUGAAGUGGAGUUUCAGGAGGAUUUCUACAUCCCUGUCCCUCUGGACACCAACAACAUAACAAGCCUCAGUCCGUUCCUGGUUCCCCAGGACCAUUUAGGGAGCCGGGGGCUCUUUUAUUCAAUGUCAGCAUUUAUGUUUUUCUUGUUUGCGGCUGGCACAUUCAUUAACGUCCUCACUAUUGCAUGUACUGUUCAAAACAAGAAGCUGCGGUCUCAUCUGAACUACAUCCUGGUGAACUUGGCCGUGGCGAACCUUCUUGUCGCCGCUGUGGGCUCCUUCACCUGCUUCUACUGCUUUGCCUUCAGAUACAUGAUUCUUGGUCCGCUGGGGUGCAAGAUUGAAGGAUUUACAGCAACUCUUGGUGGCAUGGUGAGCCUAUGGUCUCUUGCCGUGAUAGCAUUUGAGAGAUGGCUGGUGGUUUGCAAACCGCUCGGGAACUUUGCCUUCAAGUCCCAACAUGCCAUAGCCUGCUGUGCAAUAACUUGGGUUUUUGCUUUGGCCGCUGCUCUUCCUCCUCUGGUGGGAUGGAGUAGGUACAUCCCAGAGGGUAUGCAGUGCUCCUGUGGACCGGACUGGUACACCACAGGCAACAAAUUCAACACAGAAUCUUAUGUGAUGUUUCUCUUCGGCUUCUGCUUCGCUGUCCCUUUCUCUACCAUCGUCUUCUGCUACUCACAGCUGCUUUUAAUGCUGAAAUCGGCAGCGAAGGCUCAAGCUGAGUCAGCCUCCACCCAGAAGGCAGAGAGGGAAGUGACCAGGAUGGUGGUCGUCAUGGUGCUGGGCUUCCUGGUGUGCUACCUGCCUUAUGCCACCUUUGCUCUUUGGAUUGUCAACAACCGCGGGCAGCCGUUCGACCUGAGACUGGCAACCAUACCCUCCUGUGUCUCAAAGGCCUCCACAGUCUACAACCCAAUCAUCUACAUCCUCCUCAAUAAGCAGUUCCGCUCAUGCAUAAGGAAGAUGUUGGGGAUGAGUGGAGGCGACGAUGAGGAUUCAUCAACAACUCAGUCAGUCACGGAAGUCUCUAAAGUCGGACCUGCUUAGGCUUUUCACCCUUAAUUUUGACGGAAACAACGCUGAUUAUACUGAUGAAAUACAGAUGAUGAAAUAUUGUUUUUAUUAUACUUACAGAUAAAGAGUUUUAUGCAAAGAAAAAAUGUUUUAAAAAAAAAUUAUUAAACUGCAAAUAUGGAGAAACAAAUAAAUGAUUCCAGGCAA
Messenger RNA from Mugil cephalus (flathead mullet), 1386 nucleotides. RefSeq names its product blue-sensitive opsin-like. The transcript has 5 exons. Gene Ontology annotation, biological process: phototransduction; G protein-coupled receptor signaling pathway; visual perception. The record is from RefSeq and is a predicted model, not a curated record. Gene Ontology annotation, molecular function: G protein-coupled receptor activity. Bases 154 to 1212 code for a protein of 352 amino acids. Gene Ontology annotation, cellular component: photoreceptor outer segment; membrane. Lineage: Eukaryota; Metazoa; Chordata; Actinopteri; Mugiliformes; Mugilidae.